AUGCAUUUCUCGAGCCAGUGUCAGUUCAAGGAUCACAAAUGUCGUGACUGCGGUAAAAUUGGUCAUCGCGAAGGCUAUUGUGCCUGUUUUACUGCGAAGAAUCGGCAGAAAUCAUCCACAUUCAACAUCAAGAAGCAGCAGCAUUCAUGUAAGAGUGUUUUCGUCGGUAACUUAGAUUCGGGAUCAGAUAUAACCAUUAUCUCUCGUGAAAACUGGAAAAAAGUGGGAUGUCCAGCAACAAAUCCGGCAGACUGCGUAGCUAAAACGGCUUCCGGUGGCAAGCUGAACAUUUCGGAUAUGUUUUCGGCUACUAUCAGCAUCGGUGGCAUAGUUAAAACGUGCAAAAUUUACAUGUGUGGUACUAACCUCAACCUUAACGUGUUGGGUUCCGAUGCAAUGGAUAAAUUCGGUCUGUGGGAUGUACCAUUAUCAUCAAUCUGUAGUUUGGUACAUAGUAGUGAUUUCGAUGAUGAUGUUGCCGAUUUGAAGGCUCGUUUUCCAAAUGUUUUUAGUAACACUAUGGGCCUCUGUAAGAAAACGCAGGUGCAUCUUACACUCAAACCAGAUACACAGCUUGUGUUCAAGCCGAAGCGCCCAGUGGCCUAUAGUGUAGAAGCGUUAGUGAAAGAGGAACUUCGCAGACUUGAAGGCUUGGGUAUAAUCACACCGAUUACGUAUGCCGAUUGGGCGGCUCCAAUCGUCGUGGUUCGAAGACCGAAUCGCUCAGUGCGAAUCUGUGCAGACUUUUCAACGGGUCUCAAUAAUGCUUUGAAGCCAAAUAGUCAUCCACUACAACUUUCUGAAGACAUUUUCGCACGCAUGGCAAAUUGCACAAUCUUUGGGCAUAUCGAUCUGUCCGAUGCAUACCUUCAGGUAGAGGUAGACGAUGAAAGCCGAAAAUUGCUUGUCAUCAAUACACACAAAGGACUCUACCGUUUCAAUCGUCUUUCACCCGGCAUUCGUACAGCGCCGGGCGAAUUUCAACAAAUCAUGGAUGCCAUACUCAGUGGAAUUGAAUACGCCUGUCCGUAUCUUGAUGAUAUCCUAGUGGGAGGCAGAACGAGAGCAGAACUGAAACUUAAUUUGCAGCAAGUAUUAGGACGUCUGCAAGAGUACGGAUUUACCGUUAGAAUUGAAAAGUGUAGUUUUUUCAUGAGUCAGGUGAAAUAUCUGGGUCAAUUAAUGGAUCGCGAGGGUAUUCGUCCAGAUCCAGAGAAAAUCGCCGCCAUCAUCAGCAUGCCUGCACCACACGAUGUCCCUACGCUUAGGUCCUAUUUAGGAGCUGUGAAUUAUUACGGGAAAUACAUAAGGGAAAUGAGGAAUCUUCGGCAACCUUUGGAUGAACUUCUAAAAAAGGGUACCAGCUUCAGUUGGUCCGAUAAAUGCCAACGUUCGUUCGAUCGUUUCAAGGAGGUUCUACAGAGUUCAUUGUUAUUGACGCACUACAAUCCACGAUUGAAUAUAGUCGUUUCAGCUGAUGCGUCCAAUGUGGGCAUUGGUGCCCGCAUAGCACAUCGUUUCCCGGACGGUUCGGAGAAGGCUAUAUACCAUGCAUCCAGAAGCCUCACUCCGGCUGAAUCGAAAUAUAGCCAAAUUGAAAAAGAAGCAUUGGCACUUAUAUUUGCUGUGACCAAGUUCCAUAGGAAGGUUUAUGGUCGUCAUUACGUUUUACAAACAGAUCACAAACCGUUAUUAGCUAUAUUUGGAUCAAAACAAGGUAUUCCUGCUUACACUGCCAACCGUUUACAGAGGUGGGCGCUAACUAUGCUAUUAUACGAUUUCAGCAUCGAGUAUACAGCCACGGAUCAUUUCGGACACGCCGAUAUCUUAUCUCGUCUGAUUAAUUCGCAUAUUAAACCCGACGAAGAGUAUGUUAUCGCGUCAAUAGAGCUUGAGUCAAUCAUCUGUAGCAUUGUUAGCGAGUUCGUCGGUUUCUUGCCUGUCACUUAUAGAAUGAUAGCCGAAGAGACCGCGAAGGAUGAUACUCUGCAGAAAGUGAAAACUUACAUAAAAAAUGGUUGGCCCCAAAGCAAGAGCGAAAUCGUAGGCAGUCCCGAGAUUCAGCAGUUUUUUUCUCGGCGAGAUGCGCUUAGUUUAGCUCAGAAGUGUUUAUUGUAUGCAGAGAGAAUUGUGAUACCAAAAAAAUUGCAGAAACGUGUACUUGAACAACUUCAUAAAGGUCAUCCAGGCGUCGAACGUACCCGUUCGUUGGCACGCAAUUUUGUUUAUUGGCCAAACAUCGACGACCAUAUUAAUGAGAUGGUACGUAGUUGUAAUGAGUGCGCCAUGGUAGCAAAGUCAGAUACAAAAACAUCCCUCGAGUCGUGGCCAAUUCCAGAGAAACCGUGGCAAAGGGUACAUAUAGACUAUGCAGGCCCUGUGAACGAUAUGUAUUUCUUGGUUCUGGUGGAUGCACUAUCAAAAUGGCCAGAGGUAGUGGCAACUAAGCGGAUUACCACGUCAGCAACUUUGGCUAUACUUAGAAGUAUUUUCGCCAGGUUUGGCAUGCCGGAAGUUAUGGUAUCGGAUAACGGUACACAGUUUACCAGCGAUCAGCUCGAACGGUUUUGUGAAGUAAACGGUAUCAUACAUCUCAAGACAGCACCCUAUCAUCCGCGAAGCAAUGGACAGGCGGAGAGAUUCGUCGACACAUUUAAACGCGCAGUGAAAAAAAUCCAGGCAGGAGGGGAAGAAUUGCAGGAAGCCAUUGACACAUUUCUUCUCUGUUACCGUUCUACUCCUCGCCGUAGUGCUCCAGAUUCUAAAUCUCCCGGUGAAGUAAUUUUGGGUAGACGGCUUCGCACUUCACUUGAACUUAUCCGGCCACCAAGCAGUUUCAGCAAAUGCCCGGACUCCAUUCAAGAUCAGCAGUAUAAUCUAAAACACGGAGCAAAACCAAAAAGCUUUGAUGUGAAAGACAAGGUGUUCGCCAAAGUGUAUCAAGGUACAAAUUGGAGCUGGGUGGCAGGUGAAAUAGUAGAACGAAUUGGUGCCGUCAUCUAUAACGUAUGGAUUCCUGAACGUCAGCAGCUUUUAAGAUCACACAACAACCAGUUACGAAAACGACAUGGGAACAGCUUAAGCAAUGACACCGUGUCUGAUACUUCGGUACCCUUAGAUCUUUCGUUAAAUGCCUGUGGUAUAAAUUCACUCGAAGAUCAAGUGGAACUCACUUUGGAGGACGUGCCAUUGAACGAGAUACAACGUGAGCUACUACAAGAAGUGUUUGCUAAUGGAGCCGAUGUCCCUACCGCAAUAAACAGAGAGGUUUCUGAGGAGCGACGUUCAACAAGAACCCGGAAGCUUCCCGGGCGUUAUAGACCGUAUCACCUAUACUAA
Messenger RNA from Wyeomyia smithii (pitcher-plant mosquito), 3339 nucleotides. RefSeq lists its product as uncharacterized. Gene Ontology annotation, biological process: DNA integration; proteolysis. The record is from RefSeq and is a predicted model, not a curated record. The transcript is spliced from 2 exons. Gene Ontology annotation, molecular function: nucleic acid binding; aspartic-type endopeptidase activity. NCBI's taxonomy places the organism in Eukaryota, Metazoa, Arthropoda, Insecta, Diptera, Culicidae. Bases 1 to 3339 code for a protein of 1112 amino acids.